CAAACCCAAACAAAAUGGCUGACGUAAACAUGGCGUCUUGAGAUCUGAGAAAGUGACGCUCGUUCUUGUUAUGAUAGAAUUAUUUUAUUGAUUUCAGGUUAUUGCAGCUUAUAAACACGAUAAAUUGUUGGAACAGCAGAAUAUCUGCGUGCCAUGGCUGCACCAAACAGUUACAAACAAAACACAUCAAUGUCGAUGCCAAGCCCACAAAGCAAUCCGCACUACAUGAUUGCGGGGCCCCCCAUGAGUUUCGGUAUGAUGAAAGGCGGUAUGAAUGCACCGCCGCCGCACCAUAACCAAUACCAGUACCACCCGCAAUACCAAGGUGGUCCCUCGCUGGGCCACCCGGGCGGGUACGGCGGCUGGCCGCACCCCCCACAGCAACAGCGUUUCGCUGCAGAGGGCGCGCGCCGCGCCGCCUCAGCCGCGGCCGGCGGCGCCACCGGCCAGGCCGCUAAGGACGAUAAGACCAGUCCCUUUGUAUCCACCGUACAUUCACAUCCUGGAUUUCAGCCGCAGAAGAUCGGCAAGGGUGCCGGCGCGGGCGCGGGCCUGCCAAAGCCCCCGAAACCGCCAGAAAAGCCCCUGAUGCCAUACAUGCGGUACUCCCGAAGGGUUUGGGAUACUGUGAAGGCUGCCCACCCUGAUCUAAAGCUAUGGGAGAUCGGCAGAAUUAUUGGAGGCAUGUGGAGAGAUCUGCCCGAGACGGAGAAGGCUGGUUAUGUUGAUGAGUAUGAGGCGGAGAAGUUGGAGUACGAAAAGAGUCUCAAGGCUUACCACAACUCGCCAGCCUAUUUAGCAUAUAUUGCGGCGAAAAAUAAAGCUGUAGUAGGUAAUCUUGAAGAGGAGAGCUCUAGCAAGAAGGGUGGCUCUCAGAAGGAGCAGCAGCAGCAGGACAGGAGAAUUGAUAUACAGCCUGCUGAGGAUGAAGAAGAUCAAGACGAAGGCCUCUCAGUGAAACACGUGGCCUACGCGAGAUAUCUGCGCAACCAUCGGCUGAUCAACGAGAUAUUCUCCGACACUGUGGUGCCUGAUGUGCGCUCUGUCGUCACCACCGCUAGGAUGCAGAUCUUGAAGAAACAAGUGCAAUCCUUAACAAUGCACCAGAAGAAGCUAGAAGAUGAGUUGCAGCAGAUUGAAGAGAAGUUUGAAGCUAAGAAGCGCAAGUUUAUUGAGAGCAGCGAGGCUUUCCAGGAGGAACUUAAAAAGCACUGCAAGCCGGCGGUGGACGAGGACACGUUCGGGCGCAUGGUGGAGCGAGCGAUGGAGCAGAUGCGGCGCGGCCUCUCCAACCCGCAGCCGCUGCACCCGCCGCCCGGCGACAGGAAGGACGAGCCAAUGGAACAAGACCAGACUCAAAUCAAGCCAGAAACCAACGGGCCCAACCUACCCACACAAGUGGACAAGGUUUCCACAACCGAGGUGAAGGCUGAAGGAGUCACUACUGAGCUCAAACCUGACGUGGAACCCAAGAAGGAGGAGCCUGAAGAGACGCCAGCUGCUAAUGGAACUGAACCCGAAGGUGAACGUAAAGAAGAGAAGCCAGUUCCGAAGCCCGAGAACAAGGAGGGUGUUCCGCCCGCGGCCCCCGCACCGGCCCCGCCACCGCACCCGCCGCACAUGACUUCACCACCACAUCACCCGAUGAUGAUGCCGCCGAACCCCAACGCUCCUCCCGCCCACCCGGGACCGCCACAUGUGGCUGGCGGCCCGCCGCCACCACCAGGAGCGUACGGCGGCGCGUACGGCGGGCGCUACUACGGCGGCUACGCGGGCGCGUUCCCCGCCGCCUACCCGCACGGCUACUACGAGCACUACCCGCACCACCUGCACCACCACGCGCCGCACCGCGACCUCGACGCCAAGCCGGAGGAGCCACAACCUAAAAAGGAGGGUGAAUGAUCGUCACCAAAACGCGUCGUCAAGCGACGGCGCAAGUCCUCUACUAAGGACACGCAGUGAUCGCGUCUAACGCGCCUUUACACUGGACUUUACUUUCUAGAACAUUCGAAGACUCUUCUGAUAGUGAUUAUUAUAAGUGGAGAAAGUUUCUUGUGAAAACUGUAGUAGCUUAGGAAGAUUUUUUUAGAAAUGUUGCUAAAAUAUAGUCUACAAUUUUGUGUCUUGAGAUUGGUUCAAUAGUUACAAGCUUGAAAGACCUAAGAUCAAAGCAAUUUGGUUAAACUACUAGCCUUAGCUAAUUAUCUUCAACAUUGAAUAAGGAUAGUCUUUGUAUGUAAUAAACUAGCCUUGUUUUAAGCUCCAUAUAAUGUAUGUUAAACUAUAUUCAAUAGUAAAAUAUUGUCUGCCUAGAUAUAAGUGUAGUUACUAUUAUUUGAAUUACAGUUUUAUAGUAUCAACAAAGAAUAUGUGGGAAAACUAUGAUUGUGAAUAUUGAUAAAUAACUUGUAAUUAGGGUAUGGUGACACUUGUAAGUAAAAAUAAAACAUUUCAGACAUCUAA
This is a messenger RNA of Helicoverpa zea (corn earworm), 2463 nucleotides long. RefSeq names its product SWI/SNF-related matrix-associated actin-dependent regulator of chromatin subfamily E member 1 (gene Bap111). The record is from RefSeq and is a predicted model, not a curated record. Lineage: Eukaryota; Metazoa; Arthropoda; Insecta; Lepidoptera; Noctuidae. The coding region runs from base 154 to 1902 and encodes 582 amino acids. The transcript is spliced from 15 exons. Gene Ontology annotation, molecular function: nuclear receptor binding; nucleosomal DNA binding. Gene Ontology annotation, biological process: negative regulation of DNA-templated transcription. Gene Ontology annotation, cellular component: SWI/SNF complex.